AUGAUAGCCACCAGCAUUUGGGUGGUGGGCACCAUACUGUCCAUACCGAACCUGAUAUUCUUCACCACGCACACGGAACAGUUUCCCAACGGUGACCAGAGGGUCAUAUGCUACGCCGAGUGGCCGGACGGCAUCACCACCAAUAGCUUCCAGGAAUACGUCUAUAACGUUUCGUUCAUGAUAAUUACGUAUUUCAUUCCCAUUGGAUUGAUGGGUUUCACCUACGCUAUGAUCGGACACGAGCUGUGGGGAAGUCAGAGCAUCGGAGAAUGCACACAGAGGCAGUUGGAGCACAUCAAGUCCAAGAGAAGAGUUGUGAAAAUGAUGAUCGUUGUCGUGACGAUUUUCGCCAUUUGUUGGCUGCCUUACCACAUUUACUUCAUUGUCACAUCUCAUAUGCCGGAAUUGACUAACGCACCGUACAUACAAGACGUAUAUCUGGCCUUUUACUGGCUAGCGAUGUCUAAUUCUAUGCACAACCCUAUCGUGUACUGUUGGAUGAACUCCAGAUUCCGGCAAGGAUUCAAGCAGUUCUUCUCGUUCGUGCCGUGCAUCAAUGUGAGAACCGGCAGCCUGAUCCGACGGGAAGUUGUCACCAGCAGGUACAGCUAUAGCGGAUCCCCGGACGCCCACUAUCGGAUAGUGCGCAACGGCACCGUUUGCAUACCCUUGAACCAUCUUUGCGCCGACAACGGGAGAGGUCACUUGAAGGUGCCAACCGCUCAUUGGAGGCAGGCGAAAAAACACGGCAUCGACAGCAGCGUUGGCGAGAUGAGCAGCACCAGUUUCAGCAACACGGCAACGGUGGAGGGGGAAUCGAUUGCCAUGGCGAGUACAUCGACCUACAACAAAAACAGCAACAUCAACUGCGGAGAAGGCAGCCAGAGGACCGGUCUAAGAAAAAAUGCAAAUUCCGCAUCCUGA
This is a messenger RNA of Macrosiphum euphorbiae (potato aphid), 924 nucleotides long. The record is from the annotation of a GenBank genome assembly. Lineage: Eukaryota; Metazoa; Arthropoda; Insecta; Hemiptera; Aphididae.